AUGAAUUUAAGCAAGAAUAUUGCAAUAAUUUGUAAACUACCGUCGCAUUUAACGAAGGUACGGCCUGCAGUUAUAGUUCAAACUCGGUUUUAUCCUCGACCUACAAGUUUCCCUGACUAUUUUCAAAACCCAAUAUUUAGGAAGGAAGAUCAAGCAACACUUGUUGAAAGUAAUGAGCUGAGUAAAAUUGCAACAGUACCGGUAAAGCCACCUACUGUCGCAGAAACUUCUUCUGUUUAUUAUGAUCCUCUAGUAAACAAAGUUAUAAACCACGUAAUGAAAAUGGGAAACAAGAAAUUGGCAAGAAGUUUGGUGGAAAAAGCAUUUGAAAAUAUUAAAAGAACACAAAUUGAACGCUAUCAUCUUGCAAAAACACCUGAAGAGAAAGCAAAAAUUGAAUUAAAUCCAAGAGAUAUCCUGCAUAGGGCUGUUGACAAUUCUAAACCUCUCCUACAGUUGCUACCCAUUAAAAGGGGUGGUAUUACCUACCAGGUGCCUGGCCCAAUCACUGAAAAGAGAUCCUUAUUUAUGGCCAUAAAAUGGUUGUUGGAAGCAACAAAUGACAAGGAGAGGACUGUUCAUUUUCCGGAACAGUUUGCCUGGGAGCUUUUAGAUGCUGCAAAUAAUACAGGAAAAGUUGUGAAAAGGAAACAAGAUCUUCACAGAUUAUGUGAAGCUAACAGAGCCUAUGCACAUUAUAGAUGGCAGUAG
Molecule: messenger RNA, 711 nt
Organism: Pieris macdunnoughi
Lineage: Eukaryota; Metazoa; Arthropoda; Insecta; Lepidoptera; Pieridae
Source: the annotation of a GenBank genome assembly